AUGGGACACUGCUCAGUGACAGACGCAUACACGAGGCGGUUCAAUGAGGCCAUAAGGGACAUCCCACGGAAGUUCAAGUGCGUGGACGACACACUCUUAUACGCAGCAAGUGUUGAAGAAGCAUUCUGGCAUGCGUAUGACUUUCUUGAGACUUGUUCUCGCGCUGGCAUCACACUGAAGCCAGAAAAGUUCGCCUUCUGUAGGAGUGAGAUCGACUUUGUAGGCUUCCGCCUGGACUGGCAUAGCUACAAGCCUACUGAAGACUGCUUGUCUGCCAUUAAAACCUUUGCGAUGCCUGACAAACCCACGAUUAAGGACAUCGGGUCGUGGUUUGGAUUAGUCAAUUAG
Portunus trituberculatus (swimming crab) is the source of this 348-nucleotide messenger RNA. RefSeq lists its product as uncharacterized. Bases 1 to 348 code for a protein of 115 amino acids. The transcript has a single exon. The record is from RefSeq and is a predicted model, not a curated record. NCBI's taxonomy places the organism in Eukaryota, Metazoa, Arthropoda, Malacostraca, Decapoda, Portunidae.